Molecule: messenger RNA, 888 nt
Organism: Striga asiatica
Lineage: Eukaryota; Viridiplantae; Streptophyta; Magnoliopsida; Lamiales; Orobanchaceae
Source: the annotation of a GenBank genome assembly
AUGUGCAAAAUCACCGAAAGGAUUGAAGAUCUCAGACGUGCCGGGUGGCGGCUCGAUUCUUAUUCCAACUUUUGCCAGCUUGGGCAUCCUAGCAAGCACUCCACGCAUGCAACUAUAGGCGCUCACGCCCGAAAGCGUGACAAGUCUGGAAAUCGACUUUGGAAUCUCGCCGUCAUACGUGAUGGCAAGGUACCUCAGCCGGACGAGACAGAGCAGUUGGUCCGGGAACUCGUAAAAACGAAGAGCAAGCGAAUCCAGCACACGAAGCAGCUUAAAAGGCCGGAAAUCAGCCUCUACCGGCCUCGGCUGGCGGCGGAUGCCCCGAGGGAAGCUAUUGGCGUGCAACUUGCUUAUCACGUGGCAAAACUCGUCGUCACGGGCAACAGCAACGCAAAAACACCGAUAGACAACAUGAACACGGCAAGUCUUGGCCCCACCAACAGAUCUCCGGUCCCGAACCAACACGAGGCUCUUGGCAACAAGCUCGUUCAGAUAGAAAUCGGCAGUUGCCUCCAGGCUGCGGGAACUCGACCUCUCUUUUUCAACGAAUCCCUCAGCAAUCCAGGCUUGGACGAGCAGAUUCAGGUAACUCGGACUCAGAGCGGCCGAGAGGCCCUUGUUGUCGAACAAGCUGUCGCUUUCUUCAAGCGCCCGCCAUCUCUCGGCCGUUUUUUCUUCACCACGCAGGAGCUUCCCGACGUGGAGGAUUGCAAGCGGAAGCCCCUCACAGCCGCUCGCGAUCAUCCUCCCUGCCCUCUCGAGCUCGUAAGGGCAGUCGUGACAGCUGGCACCGAACACUGCCCGGCGGAGCAGCUGCCAGCUGGCGUCGUCGUCCAGGAACGGAUCCCUAAGCACGUGAUGGGGCAAAGCACGCAGAGCGCCCACUAG